This is a messenger RNA of Monascus purpureus, 519 nucleotides long. The record is from the annotation of a GenBank genome assembly. Lineage: Eukaryota; Fungi; Ascomycota; Eurotiomycetes; Eurotiales; Aspergillaceae.
AUGAGUUUCGACAUACCCAGCAUAGAUGAACUAAAACGGGCGGCCGAGUGUGGCCAGCGCAUCACAUCUGACGAUGUCUCAGUGAUCUCGCAGGCAGAGAGUGAACUGACAGGUUCAGGACCCAUAGCUGGUGGACCAGCAGCGACGGCCCAGAGUCUCGCUAUGAAACAGAUGAAUUUCGAUACCAAAGUGGACGAAAUCUCGCGAAAGCCGCAGAGUCAUAUUACGCAGGAGGAUGCGCGGCAGAUCCAGGCGACAGAGGGCCGCGCGUUUAACAAGCCACCGGGUCCUGGAUCCAUUGCCGCACAAGUCCGCUCGAUCGCUAACCGCAACGAGGCGCUGGGACUGCCGCCAGUGGAGACCAAUGCUCCGACCUUCGUGACAAAGGAUGAUGCGCGGGAGGCGCAACGGGCUGAAGCCGAGGUGUACGGAGGCCAGAAUCCUCGCGGUGGAAUGGCAGCGCAGAUGCAAAGCGUUGCCGCCAAAGCGGAAAAUGCACGACGGUCUUUCGGCUGGUAA